Molecule: messenger RNA, 746 nt
Organism: Drosophila hydei
Lineage: Eukaryota; Metazoa; Arthropoda; Insecta; Diptera; Drosophilidae
Gene: Rpb5
Product: DNA-directed RNA polymerases I, II, and III subunit RPABC1
Exons: 1
Coding region: 73-705 (210 amino acids)
Biological process (GO): DNA-templated transcription
Cellular component (GO): RNA polymerase II, core complex; RNA polymerase III complex; RNA polymerase I complex
Molecular function (GO): DNA-directed RNA polymerase activity; DNA binding
Source: RefSeq, a predicted model, not a curated record
UCGACAAGCCCCCACGUUGUAGCGGCGUGUUUCACAUAUUUACGAAGAGUUAAAUAAAAAACUGCACAAAUAAUGGAUGAUGAGGCGGAAACUUACAAACUCUGGCGCAUACGCAAGACGAUCAUGCAGUUGAGCCACGAUCGUGGUUACCUGGUAACUCAGGAUGAAUUGGACCAGACCCUGGAGCAGUUUAAGGAAAUGUUUGGCGACAAGCCGAGUGACAAGCGUCCCUCGCGGUCCGACCUAAUCGUCUUGGUGGCUCACAACGACGACCCUACUGACCAGAUGUUUGUCUUUUUUCCCGAGGAACCCAAAAUUGGAAUCAAGACCAUCAAAACGUACUGCACCCGUAUGCAAGAGGAGAACAUCCACAGGGCCAUCGUCGUGGUGCAAGGUGGAAUGACGCCCUCGGCCAAGCAGUCGCUGGUGGACAUGGCACCCAAGUAUAUACUAGAACAGUUCCUGGAGUCUGAGUUGCUGAUCAACAUAACGGAGCACGAGUUGGUUCCGGAGCAUGUGGUAAUGACGGCGGAGGACAAACAAGAACUACUCAGCAGAUACAAACUCAAGGAGAACAUGUUGAUGCGCAUCCAGGCGGGUGACCCGGUAGCCCGCUACUUCGGCUUAAAGCGCGGCCAAGUUGUAAAGAUUAUACGAUCGUCUGAGACAGCGGGUAGAUAUAUAUCAUAUAGAUUGGUUUGCUGAGCGACUUAAUGAACAGACGUAAUAAACGUAAUACAAAUAGA